This is a messenger RNA of Solanum tuberosum (potato), 1998 nucleotides long. RefSeq names its product L10-interacting MYB domain-containing protein-like. Lineage: Eukaryota; Viridiplantae; Streptophyta; Magnoliopsida; Solanales; Solanaceae. The record is from RefSeq and is a predicted model, not a curated record. The transcript is spliced from 3 exons. Bases 731 to 1660 code for a protein of 309 amino acids.
UUCCUUAUUCUCAGCAAAAUCUGACUUUUCUUCUUUCUCAUUAGGCAACCUAGUACGACAUUUAGAACGAUAAUGAUCAAAUUUAUGGUAACGAUAACAUUCUACAUUUGAUUUGUCAAAAUCUCUCCCUCCUGCUUUUGCCGUAGUCAUCAUUGGCUCUAAAAUUCCUGAUGCCAUCUUUGCUGCACCCAUCUCUGCCCUCGAUCUGAGAUGCAUUUUCUUUAUAAUUACUUUUAUGGACAAAUAUACUAAUAUGGUGGCACAUGUUGGUUCUUCUGUUAACAAUAUGACAAAAUUUGUUUGUCAUUUUUAGGCAACAAAUUCUUGUAUCACAGACCAUUGUUACAUGCAUAGACUGCUCGUUUUCUUCCUCAGUUGUUAUCUUUUUAGUUGCUUUCCAUCACUGUUUUUAGUUGUAUGGAGAAUGACUCUCAGAAAGGGCAUAAAAUUAAAGAUAUAGAUCAGUUUCUUGAAUCUGGGAAGAAGUAAUUUCCAUUAGUCUUCAGUUGGUUUGAAAUACAUGCCUUUGUGCAUGCAGAUACUAUAAUUUUCAUGAAUAAAUUAACGUAUCUGAACUUUCUACUCAUUCUGUGUCAUUAUUCUCUUAUAAGGAUUGUUGUGACCGCUUUCAAUUAGCCAAAAUUUGACCAAAAACGAUUUGAGUUGAGCCGAGCUAAAAUAUAGGGGGCUGAGCCCCAAGCCAGGUUGGUUCGUUGCGCAGGCAACUGAUAUGAUACUUGACAUUACUAUGAUGGAUUCUGAAGCUAAUGAAAUGCAACAUAAACAAGAACGCUUGAGAACAAGAUGGACACCCUCCCUGGACAAGGUUUUUGCUGACCUUGUUGUUGAGCAGAUUAAGCUGGGGAACCGUCCGAACAAUGUCUUUGAUAAGAAAACUUGGAAUUAUAUACGUGAUGAAUUUAACAGACAGACAAAUCUUCAUUUCAAUAACAACCAACUAAGAAAGCACCUUGAUGUGUUGCGAACUCGUUAUUACAACCUUAAAUCUGCUUCUGAUCAAAAUGAUGCUUUGGACGAUUCUUGCUACAUUGGUUUUGACCUAUGGGAAGACAUCGGGGCUCAGCCGAAGCCUGAAUCGAGCAAAACCAAGGAGUGCCCUAUCUAUGAGCAGCUGUGCACAAUAUUUGCUGACUCGGGAGCUGAUGGGAAGUAUGCCCAAUCAAGUCACUAUGAAGGGCUGGACAAAUCUGCUGGGAUAGAUAUCUCAUUUAAAGAAAGUGGCAACUUGGUUCCUCCUUCAUCAUCAACUCCUUUAAACACUGCUGCUACUUUACAACAAACUACAACAAGGACUGUAGCUGGUAAAAAGAGAAAGUGUCCAUCAGAUAUAGUUCCUGCUUCAGGCCAGAACUGCGGGGAUAGAGAGAUAAUUGAUGCUAUGGCAGAAGCGAUGGGGGAGAUGAUUGCUGCUUCAAAGUUUCAGACAGUUGUAAUGCCUCAAGUUGAUGGUAGAUUUACAAUCCGUAAAUGUAUCAAAGCUUUGGAUGAGAUAGAAGGCGUUCCAGAAAAUCUUUACUAUGCAGCUUUGGAUUUAUUCGACAAUCCCAGUCUAAGGGAGAUGUUCAUUUGUCUUAACAGCAGCAGCAUGAAGCUGACAUGGCUGCAGGGGAAAUGUACUAAUCUUUCUUCAUUUAUCUAGCCUUUCCCCCUGGUUUACAAUUUUAGAGGUUGUACCCAUUUUAUCUAGCGAAUUUUUUUUGGAAACUCUAUACAUAAAUUCCUAUGGCCUGCUUGUAGUUACCAGCAUGGGACAGGUAAAUAGAAUAUAGUUAAGGUAGCAGCAUGCAUUUGGAGUUUUGGUAAGGCAUUGUUGGAAACUAAAGCUUGACAUGUUCAUAGAGCCCCGCUUAGCAGGUUAGCGAUUCUAUUUUCUCUUGCAAAGAAUGUUUUGAAUGGAAGACAUUUCUACUUUGAAUGAUAUGUUGGCAACUACACAUUUCAUUUCAUUCAUUACAAAGGGUACAUGUUUUAAAGUUA